Messenger RNA from Aedes albopictus (Asian tiger mosquito), 2325 nucleotides. RefSeq lists its product as uncharacterized. The record is from RefSeq and is a predicted model, not a curated record. Gene Ontology annotation, molecular function: DNA binding. Gene Ontology annotation, cellular component: nucleus. Lineage: Eukaryota; Metazoa; Arthropoda; Insecta; Diptera; Culicidae. The coding region runs from base 438 to 1934 and encodes 498 amino acids. The transcript has a single exon.
UCGUGCGGGGCUUCUUUUGACUUGCGGGGCUACUUUGGACACAUAAGCUUUUAGCAGUUUUUAAAAUAAAUGCUUCUCUAAAGUUAUAUUUUGUAUUUGGCAUUUUAACGUACACUAUUUUCCUCGCUACUUUACAUUGUCCCUUUACAAAAAACGGUUAUCAGUUGUUGUCAGAAUAAAAAAACACUUCAAGUUUCGAGACGAGGUGAUUUGCAGCUCCCGAAAAAUUUGUGUGUUUUACAGCUUUCCCACUGUGCUUAAAUUCCGGUAAGUUAAUAAGCAUGUCUUAAAAUUAGUUAUCUUUCGUAUUUCAGCAUAAACACCAGUUAUUUGUCGAUGAAUUAGAUGAUUUUGUAAAAAAAAUACACGCGCCGUAGAAUAUUUUAACAUUGAUCAAAUUUGUAAGGUUAUGUUGUUUACUUUUUUUAGGUUCAGAAAUGGUGCGAACCUACCGAAAGGCAGAUCGAUCUCGGAAGUAUACCAUACUUUCUGGAAUCGACAGCAAGGAAUGCCUCGAAAAAGUGAGAGCCGGAAAGAUGUCCCCUACAUAUGCAGCCAAACAACUGAACUGCAGCCGGCAAACUAUUUACAACAAGCUGCGUGAAUCGCACCAUAGAACUCCUGGUCACCAAAAAGUGUUUACGGAUGCGGAGGAAGCUUCGUUUUCGGACCACCUCUGUGCACUGUCCGAGUGGGGCUUUCCCGUCGGAACAGACGAUCUUCGAGAAGUUGUGCGAGUCUAUCUGGCGAAGCAGAACCGACAGGUUCCAACUUUCGUGAACAACAAACCAUCACGGGACUGGGUAGCACGCUUCCUUCGCGACCAUCAGGAACUGAGCAAACGAUUCGCCCAAAAUAUUAAGUUGAGUCGAGCAGGAGUCACUCGUGAGUCUGUCGAGGAGUAUAUGGUCAACUUGAAGGAUUCUCUCGAAGAAGUUCCCGCUUCCAACAUCUUCAAUUAUGACGAGACAAAUCUAUCGGAUGAUCCGGGAAAGAAGCUCGCCAUAUGCAAACGCGGCUUGAAAUAUUUUGAAAACGUGAGAAAUUUCAGCAAAUCUGCAACAUCCGUAAUGUUUUGUGGUAGUGCGACCGGACAGCUGUUGCCACCAUAUGUGGUGUUUAAGGCAGAGCACUUAUGGGACUCUUGGACACGAAAUGGCCCUCCAGGAACACGCUACAAUCGUAGUGCUUCCGGAUGGUUCGAUGAAAAGAUUUUUGAAGAUUGGUUCAAAACGCUUUUCUUGCCAGCAACAAGACAUUUGAAAGGACCAAUUGCUUUAAUUGGAGACAACCUAUCCUCUCACUUGAAUCCAACAGUUAUCGAGAUAUGCCGACAAAAAAAUAUACGAUUCAUCUGCCUGCCUCCCAAUGCAACUCAUCUGACACAACCGUUGGACGUUGCCUACUUUGGGCCAAUGAAGCGAGAGUGGCGAAAGGUUCUGGGACGUUGGCGUGCCUCCAGGGAGGGGUCGAAAAAUGCAACGAUCCCAAAAGGCAGACUAGGAAGCCUAAUCACCGAACUUCAAACAGCAAUGGCUCCGAAAACCAGCCGUAUUCUAGUUUCAGGUUUCAGGAAAUGCGGAAUUGUUCCUUGGAACCCACACGAGCUCCUUAGUCAGUUGCCGGUCGUGGACGUUAAAAUCGAUUUGGUUGGAGAUUCGUUCAAAGAAUUUUUGAAAGAACAUCGCGAUGACGUCAUCGGAUCUACACCCGGACAUCAACCGAAAAAGAAAUUGAAAGUAUCACCAGGAAAAAGUAUUUCACCUAACGAAGUUCUUAAACGAGAUCCGAAGCCGACUUCUACGACGCCUGCAAUACGCGGAAGAAAGCCCAAACAUUUGACACCCGAUGAUAAACCUCGCCAAAAUGCUGAAAGCAAAUCGAAACAGCCCACCAAACGAGGAAGGAAACCGAAAAAGGCUGCGCUGCAGUGAAACGUUAACAGUACCUAUGAUUUGAGUCUUUUAUUAUUUUUGCGUAUACUUAAUUCAAGUUUUGUUUUAUUUGCUUAAAAUUAUCACUAUUACUGUAAAUUCGAUAAAAGUAAUCAUAAUUUGCCGAAAGGAAUGAAUUUCGUUUCGAAUUUCGAUAAUUUUUGAUGAGUGUCAAAAGUAGCCCCCAUGGCAUUUAACAGACGAAUUUUUGAUGACUAUAUGAACGAUUUUUUUGUUUUUCAAUAGAUUUUGCUCAAAUUUGGGCGAUAUGUUAUGUACAUAACUACGUUAAAUAUGUGUAAAAAUUAAUGAAAUCCAUUAACUUUCAUACGAGUUAUAUUUUCUUGAAGUUAGAAAAUCGAAGAAAUGUGUCAAAAGAAGCCCCGCACGA